This is a messenger RNA of Brachypodium distachyon (stiff brome), 1699 nucleotides long. Its product is annotated as UDP-glycosyltransferase 90A1. The coding region runs from base 47 to 1528 and encodes 493 amino acids. NCBI's taxonomy places the organism in Eukaryota, Viridiplantae, Streptophyta, Magnoliopsida, Poales, Poaceae. Gene Ontology annotation, molecular function: UDP-glycosyltransferase activity. The transcript has a single exon. The record is from RefSeq and is a predicted model, not a curated record.
AAACUCUCUCAGGCUAGCCCGCGCUGCAGCCGAUCGAGUACGUGCGAUGGCGUCUUCAGACUCCAAUGUCCUCCCUCACAUAGCAAUCUUCCCCUUCAUGGCCAAGGGCCACACCAUACCGCUCAUCCAGCUCGUCCACCACCUCCGCCGCCUCGCCACGGUCACUUUCUUCACAACCCCCGGCAACGCCGCCUUCGUCCGCGAGGGUCUGUCCGUGUCCGGCGCCGACGACGACACGGCAGCAGCCGUCGUCGAGCUCGUAUUCCCAACGGACGCCCCGGACAUCCCGCGGGGCGUCGAGAGCGCCGAGGGGGUCACGUCCAUGGCCUCCUUCGUGUCCUUCGUCGACGCCGUCUCCCUGCUCCGGCCGCAGCUCGAGGCGUCCCUCGCCGCCAUGCGGCCCCCCGCGAGCCUCUUCAUCGCGGACGCCUUCCUCUACUGGGCGAACGCGUCCGCGGCCGCGCUCGGCGUCCCCAAGGUGUCCUUCUUCGGCAUCUCGGCGUUCGCGCAGGUCAUGAGGGAGCUGUACUACCGCCACGACCCGUGCGGCGCCGCGGCCGUGCUGCGGCGCGGCGACGUCGACGGCGACGGCAACCCGACGACGUUCACGGUUCCGGAGUUCCCGCACAUCAAGCUCACGUUCGAGGAUCUCAUGGCGCCCUACGGCGACGACCCGUCCUCGGCCGCCAGGAUGACGGAGCUGGACGGCAAGCUGGGGAAGGCUAUCUACGGAAGCCAAGGCCUGAUCGUCAACACUUUCCACGGCCUGGAGGGCCCGUACAUGGAGUUCUGGAACCAGCAAUUCGGACCCACGGGCUGGGCCGUCGGCCCGCUCUGCCUCUCGCAGCCCGCGGCCGACGCCCCGCGGCCAUCAUGGAUGGAGUGGCUGGACGAGAAGGCUGCCAGCGGGCGGGCCGUGCUGUACGUCGCCCUUGGGACGCUGGCAUUGAUUCCUGAGGCGCAGCUCAGGGAAGUCGCAAACGGGCUGGAGCGAGCCGAGGUGGACUUCAUAUGGGCCGUCAGGCCGGCGAACAUCGAGCUCGGCCUCGGCUUCGAGGAGCGUACCAUGGGCCGAGGCUUAGUGGUAAGAGAGUGGGUGGACCAGCCGGAGAUUCUGCGGCACCGGAGCGUGAAAGGCUUCUUGAGCCACUGCGGGUGGAACUCGGUGCUGGAGAGCGUCACGGCUGGCGUGCCAUUAGCGGUUUGGCCCAUGCAAGCGGAUCAAGCUUUCAACGCGAGGUUUGUCGUCGACGAGCUGAAGAUCGCGGUUAGAAUCAACACGAGUGAUAGGACGAUGCGUGGUUUGGUCACGAGUCAGGAGAUUUCAGAAGUUGUAACAGAGCUCAUACUAGGUGGAAUGGGAGCUGAAGCGGGGAAAAACGCUGCGAGGUUGUGCGUGUUGGCAAAAGAGGCUGUGGCGGAGGGAGGAUCGUCGUGGAAAAUAGUCGAAGAGAUGAUUGGUGGCCUGUGUGCAAGCAAAACAGAGACGGUCUUCAAGGAAAGUCAGGAAGAUCCUACGGAUGUUUAGUUACAACUGUUUAUCUUUGUGGGAAAUCAUUUGUUAUAGAGCUCCGCAGCUCGGCGUCGAAUAAUUUCAGUAUUUUGUAUGUUAUGCAUCUUCUUUCUUGAAAGGAAGACAAUGGCAUCAAGAAUAAUUCUCAACUGUGAGACAUUACAUCUAUUGGAGGAUUUGUCACAA